AUGGAUCUGAAAAGGCGUAUAUUGUUACUUUUGCUACUGUUCUCGGUUCAAUUUAUUUGCUUGGUGAAGGGGAAUGUUGUAUUUAAAGUUCAACAUAAAUUCGGAGGGCGUGGGCUGGGGAGAUCAGCACUUAAUGCAUUUCGGGCGCAUGAUUCGUUCCGGCACGGCAGAAUGCUGGGGGCGGUUGAUUUGCCUUUAGGCGGCAACGGCCAGCCCACGGACGCUGCGCUCUAUUACACUAAACUUUCAAUCGGAAAUCCUUCCAAUGACUAUCACGUCCAGGUCGAUACAGGAAGUGACAUUCUGUGGGUGAAUUGUGUUGGCUGUGACAAGUGUCCUACGAAAAGCGACCUUAAAAUAGCUUUGAAGCAGUAUGACUUGAAGGCCUCCUCGACUGGAAAGGCAGUUACUUGCGAUCAAGAUUUUUGCUCUGCUAUGUUUAAUGGCCCAUCUUCAGAUUGCAAGGUGGGAGCACUCUGUGACUAUGCUGUUACUUAUGGAGAUGGGAGCAGAACAGAGGGAUAUUUCGUUAGAGAUUACAUCAAACUUGAUGAAGUGACUGGAAACCUUCAAACCUCAUCCAUGAAUGGGUCCAUAGCAUUUGGGUGCUCAUCUAAACAAUCUGGAGAGUUAGGUUCAUCUUCUGAAGCUGUUGACGGGAUUCUUGGUUUUGGACAAGCAAAUACAUCCGUGCUUUCGCAGCUUGCUUCGUCUGGGAAAGUGAAGAAAAUAUUUUCACAUUGCCUGGAUGGUGUCAACGGAGGUGGCAUAUUUGCAAUUGGACAGUUGGUGCAGCCAAAAGUAGAAUCAACACCUUUAGUCCCAAAUGAGGCACAUUAUAAUGUUAUUAUGAAGUCAAUUGAGGUGGGUGGUGAUUCUCUAGACCUUCCAACAGAUUUGUUUGGCACGGGUUCUCAGAGAGGGACUAUAAUUGAUAGUGGUACAACCUUGGCCUAUCUUCCAGAUGAGAUCUAUGAACCACUUAUGGGAAAGGUGAUGGCACGGCAACCUAAUCUAAAAACUCAAAUAGUUGAGCAGCAGUUCAAAUGCUUUGAUUACAGUGGCAAUGUUGAUAAUGGAUUUCCAUAUGUCACUUUUCAUUUUGAGGGCUCACUUACUUUGACGGUUUAUCCCCAUGAAUAUCUAUUCAAAAUUAGUGAUGAGGAGUGGUGUAUUGGUUGGCAGAGCAGUGGAAUGCAAACUAAGGAUGGAAAGGAAAUAACCCUGUUGGGAGAUAUUGUCUUAUCAAACAAGCUUGUUGUGUAUGAUCUCGAAAAUCAGACCAUUGGAUGGACAGAACAUAACUGCUCUUCGAGCAUUAAAGUGAGGGACGAAAAGUCGGGAAACAGUUAUACCGUUGGCGCCCAUGAUAUUUCUUCUUCUAGCAUUCUGAGUAGAGGAAAUGUGCUACCUUAUGCCGUCUCCGGCACAGCUCCAAAAGGCUCAUUAGUGAGUAGUCUUCCUGGAUUCAAUGGCGGUUUCCCUUCGAAACACUACGCAGGGUAUGUGAAACUUGUUGAUAGAGAUGGUCGUCCUCCCAAAAAUAUCUAUUACUACUUUGUUUCAUCGGAAAGAAAUCCAACAACUAAUCCAGUCGUUCUUUGGCUCAAUGGUGGACCUGGUUGCUCUGGUUUUGAUGGCUUUGUCUAUGAGCAUGGGCCAUUCAAUUUUGGUGCAGUAAAAAAAGGUGGGGGAUUGCCAACUUUGCAUCUCAAUCCCUAUAGUUGGUCUAAGGUAUCAAACAUUAUCUAUUUGGAUUCUCCGACGGGUGUUGGAUUCUCGUAUUCUGCGAACACAUCCAAAUACAAAACUGGAGACUUACAGACUGCACUUGAUACUCAUAAUUUUCUCCUUAAGGGUUACAUGAUUGGAAAUGGGUUGUGUGAUGAUACUUUUGAUGGGAAUGCUCUUGUUCCAUUCUCACAUGGGAUGGGCCUGAUUUCAGACCAUUUGUUUAAGGAAGCUGAAGUUGGAUGCAAUGGAAACUACAAUAAUAACGAGAAAGAUUGUGAGUUUGCAAAAAAAAAAAUUGACAAGGUUUUAGAUGAUCUAAACAUUUAUGACAUUCUUGAACCAUGCUACCAUAGCCAUUCAGGAGCAAAUGAAAAUACAAGUAGCAAGUUGCCAGAAAGCUUCAAGCAGUUAGGAAUGUCAUCUGGUAAACCACUUCCAGUUAGGAAGAGAAUGUUUGGCCGAGCCUGGCCAUUCCGGGCGCCAGUCAAGGCUGGAAUUAUUCCGUUGUGGCCAGAAUUAAUGGAUAACCACCUCCCUCCAUGUACUGACGACAGUGUAGCAAGAGUAUGGCUGAAUAACAAGGAAGUUAGAAAGGCUAUACACGCUGAUCCUGAGAGUGGAGAAUGGAACCUAUGCACAUCCAGAAUUAGCUAUAACAAUGACGCUGGAAGCAUGAUUAGCUACCACAAAAACUUAACUGCUCGUGGAUACAGAAUACUUAUAUAUAGUGGAGAUCAUGAUAUGUGUGUUCCAUUCACUGGAACUCAAGCAUGGACAGAGUCAUUGGGAUACAAAGUGGUGGAUGAAUGGAGGCCCUGGGAAACUAAUGGACAAGUUGCAGGGUUUAUUCAGGGAUAUGCUCAUAACUUCACAUUCCUUACCAUCAAGGGAGCGGGACAUACUGUACCUGAGUACAAGCCACAAGAAUCGCUGUAUUUUUAUAGCCGUUGGCUACAAGGCAAAACAAUAUGA
Molecule: messenger RNA, 2706 nt
Organism: Fraxinus pennsylvanica
Lineage: Eukaryota; Viridiplantae; Streptophyta; Magnoliopsida; Lamiales; Oleaceae
Source: the annotation of a GenBank genome assembly